This is a messenger RNA of Anopheles gambiae (African malaria mosquito), 1181 nucleotides long. Its product is annotated as leucine-rich repeat-containing protein 4C. The transcript has a single exon. NCBI's taxonomy places the organism in Eukaryota, Metazoa, Arthropoda, Insecta, Diptera, Culicidae. Bases 27 to 1181 code for a protein of 384 amino acids. The record is from RefSeq and is a predicted model, not a curated record.
GCACUGCCGUGCAAUCGAUCACCUUCAUGCUGUGCACCAAAGGCAACCCGGCGAAACCACUGUCGAGCAAGGUCUGCGGAGCCGAUUCCAGCUUCAUGUCGGUAAUAAAAUACAUGGACUACACUGUGCAUAACUACUCAGCGGCUACAUUCACGGUGCACAGUAACGAUACGUACGUAAUGUACUUCCUCCAUAAAUCGCCCCUGCUGCGGUAUGUCUACCUUCAGCACAAUGUAAAUGUGUCCUUGCUGCACAUCGAGCACUGCUCCCUGACCGGUGUGCCGAGAACGAUCCGGAACGUCCCAAACCUGCUCCGACUCGCCAUCAAGUCCUGUCGCAUACGGCACCUGGAUCUGAACGAUUUUGCGGAUCUUCACUCGUUGUAUUCGGUCGACCUGACAAACAACCGGAUAGUGACUAUCACGGAGCUGCUGCCGGCUUCCGAUCUCGUGCUACCCAUCAAUAGACUGUACCUAGCCAACAACUCACUGACCCAGCUGAACGUGCGUGCUUUGGGUGCGCUGACGGAUCUUCAUUGUCUGGUGCUGGAGGGCAAUCGCAUCGAGGAAGUGAACUCCCCGAUAGCACUGCCGAAGCUAGAGGAGCUGUCACUGCGCAACAAUCGUAUCAAGCAGCUUAACUGCACUGGCUGGCAUCUGCCGGCGUUGAAGUAUCUCUUCUGCAGUGACAAUCGGCUCUCCAUCGCCCCGAUCGAAUGGCAAUCGAUGUGGCGCAUCGAGGUGCUCGAUCUGUCCUUCAAUCUGCUGCACAGCUUCCGCAUGGACGAUAUCUAUCUUACGCAACUGUAUGCGCUCAACCUGGCGGGCAACCAGCUGACGAGCGUAACGACCCCCCAGAUGCAUUUUCGCGUCCCGCUCUCCAGGCUUUGGUUGGCUCAGAAUCGGCUGAACGUGCUGGACAUUUCCCGCUGGGACAUGCCGAACCUUUGGGAGCUGGACGUGGCCCACAACCGGCUGACCGAGCUGGCCGACGUGUUUGUACGGUUUCCCAACCUUGCGCCAAUGAUGAUACUGCGCAACAACCAGUGGUCCUGCGAAUGGUUGGCGCGCGUACAUCCAACCGAUCUGCGGCGCAAGAACUAUGGUUGCCUAAGCACGAACGAAACGUGUCCGGCGGGUAAGCUGACGGUUGCGGACGGCUGCUGGAUUUGUUGCUGGUGA